Scaptodrosophila lebanonensis is the source of this 1468-nucleotide messenger RNA. It is a transcript of the gene CLS, whose product is annotated as probable cardiolipin synthase (CMP-forming). Gene Ontology annotation, biological process: cardiolipin biosynthetic process. Gene Ontology annotation, cellular component: membrane; mitochondrion. NCBI's taxonomy places the organism in Eukaryota, Metazoa, Arthropoda, Insecta, Diptera, Drosophilidae. Gene Ontology annotation, molecular function: cardiolipin synthase activity. The transcript has 5 exons. The coding region runs from base 306 to 1322 and encodes 338 amino acids. The record is from RefSeq and is a predicted model, not a curated record.
CCUAAAGUUAAUACCACUGUGGUUACUAUCGACUGCCAAUUUAGGGCUCUACAGACACCGGAUAUCUUCCGAAAAAUCUCUAAUUAAAUAUAAAAUUCAUGUUGUAAUUCUCCAAGGUAUCCAAAAAUUAAUCCAAACAAGUUGACUUUGUGGUUCCGCACAACUUACGCAACGCGCCGGCACCGAAUACGACUCGAAUCCAAUGAACGUGAACAUCGAUUGUCGGACCAAAACAUAGGCCCGUGUGUCCGAGUUCUCGCCCCAGAUAUACACAUAAUACAAAUAUAUAGACAUAGGACUCGGCUAUGCUACCCGCCAUCAUAUUCCGGCAAAUGCAGCGACCGCUGUGCGCCGGCGCCCUCCAUCAUGGCUCCACAACGCUGGAGCAUGUGCUGGGCGUUGGCGGCAGCAGUUUCGUCAACUGCCUAAAUCGGUAUGCGGCGGCGACUGGAUUUAUACGGAUCUCGUUUCUGGACAUCAAACAGCAUCGGAACUGGGAUGUGGCCAGGCUGCGUAUGUAUGCGGAUGCCAAGAAACAAUCGCUCCACAUGCGUACGCUUCAGGGACGGGAUCUCCUGCAAGGUGUCAUCGAUAAGAAGCGUGCCGGCUUCAUUGAGCGCAAAAACGUGCUCGUCGAUGACAUACGGGAGGCGAAGCACAAGGUACAGGAACGUGUGCGGGAAAAGAUUGUGGAGAUACGCGAGGAGCGCGAAAAUAUUAUGACCAUACCCAAUAUGCUGACCAUAAGUCGUGCCAUACUCUCACCCUAUAUUGGAUAUGUUAUAGUCCAAGGCGACUUUGGCCUAGGCAUGAAUCUGCUCAUUGUGGCGGGCAUCACAGAUCUGCUUGAUGGUCAGAUUGCACGCCGCUGGCCCUCGCAAGCCAGCAAGGCUGGCUCCUUUCUCGAUCCGAUGGCCGACAAGCUGUUGAUGGGCUCCCUUGUCGUCUCACUCUGCUACAGCGAAUUGCUGCCCAUGUGGCUGACGGGCAUUGUUGUCUUCCGUGAUGUUUUCCUUAUUGGUGCUGGCUUUGUUAUACGCUACAUAAGCCUGCCACCGCCGAAAACCCUUUCGCGUUAUUUUGACGCCACCCAUGUCACGGCUCAGUUGGAGCCCACAUUCAUAAGUAAAGUCAAUACUGGCGUGCAGCUGGCCACCAUUGGCAUCAGUCUGGGGGCACCCAUUUGGAACUAUAUAGAUCAUCCGGCGCUACAUGGUCUCUGGUACCUGACGGGAGUAACCACUGUUGCUGCAGCCCUCAGCUAUGUCAUCAAUCGACGCAAUACUUUUAAGAUCAUUCAUAAGCCAAAAAAAAUGACGUAGAGUUGGCAUUUCUUUUAACAAAAAGCUGCAAAUAAUAAUAGUAGACUCUAAGAAACUCGUAGAACACCAACUGCAACUAUAAGUAUAUAAACUGUUUUGUACAUGCGUAUAAAUUAAAAAAUUAUGUAUAUUUUGUUUAAAAGCAA